GGCCAGGGCCAGGGAGCCAGGCCACAGCCAGGCCAGGGGCCAGAGCCAGGCCAGAGCCAGGCCAGAGCCAGGGCCAGGAGCCAGGCCAGAGCCAGGGCCAGAGGCCAAGAGCCAGAGCCAGGAGGCCAGAGACCAGACAGAGACCAGGAGCCAGGCCAGGGCCAGGAGGGCCAGGACAGGCCAGGGCAGGCCAGGGCCAGUGCCAGGAGCCAGGCCAGGCCAGGCCAGGACAGAACCCAGAGCCAGGAGCCAGGCAGGCCAGGCAGGCCAGGCCAGGAGCCAGGCCAAGAUAGGCCAGAGCCAGGCCAUCAGCCAGGCCAGAGCCAAGGCCAGGGCCAGAACCAGGCCAGAGCCAGAGCCAAGGCCAGAGCCAGGCCAGAGCCAGGCCAGGCCAGGCCAGAGCCAGCCAGGCCAGGCCAGAGCCAGGCCAGGCCAGGCCAGAGCCAGAGCCAGAGCCAGGGCCAGGGCCAGAGCCAGGCCCAGCCAGGGCCAGGCCAGGCCAGGCCAGGAGCCAGGAGCCAGGAGCCAGGAGCCAGGGCCAGGGCCAGGGCCAGGAGCCAGGGUCAGGCCAGGAGCCAGAGGCCCAGGCCAGGCCAGGAGCCAGGCCAGAGCCAGGGCCAGAGCCAGGCCAGGAGCCAGGCCAGAGCCAGGCCAGCAGCCAGGGGCCAGGCCAGGGCCAAGGCCAGGCCAGGGCCAGAACCAGGCCAGAGCCAGGGCCAGGAGCCAGGGCCAGGAGCCAGGAGGGCCAGGCCAGGCCAGGGCCAGGCCAGACAGGCCAGGCCAGGGCCAGGCCAGGAGCCAGGAGCCAGGCCAGAGCCAGGCCAGGCCAGGCCAGGCCAGGCCAAGGCCAGGAGCCAGGCCAGGCCAGGCCAGGCCAGGAGCCAGGGGCCAGAGCCAGGCCAGGCCAGGAGCCAGGAGCCAGGCAGGCCAGGAGCCAGGGCCAGGGCCAGGAGCCAGGGCCAGAGCCAGGCCAGGGCCAGGCCAGGCCAGGAGCCAGGCCAGGGCCAGACCAGCCAGAGCCAGGGCCAAGGCCAGGAGCCAGGGCCAGGGCCAGAGCCAGGGCCAAGGCCAGGAGCCAGGGCCAAGGCCAGGAGCCAGAGCCAGGCCAGGCCAGGCCAGGCCAGAGCCAGGGCCAGGGGCCAGGCCAGAGCCAGGCCAGGCCAGGCCAGGAGCCAGGCCAGGCCAGAGCCAGGCCAGGCCAGGAGCCAGGCCAGGCCAGGCCAGAGCCAGGCCAGAGCCAGGCCAGGCCAGGGCCAGGAGCCAGGGCAGGGCCAGGAGCCAGAGCCAGGCCAGGAGCCAGGGCCAGGCCAGGAGCCAGGCCAGGCCAGGCCAGGCCAGGGCCAGGCCAGGAGCCAGGCCAGGCCAGGCCAGGCCAGGGCCAGAGGCCAGGCCAGGCCAGGCCAGGCCAGGCCAGGCCAGGCCAGCCUCAGGCCAGAGCCAGGCCAGGCCAGGCCAGGCCAGGCCAGGCCAGGGGCCAGGGCCAGGCCAAGCCAGGGCCAGGCCAGGCCAGGCCAGAGCCAGGCCAGGGCCAGGGCCAGGCCAGGCCAGGCCAGGAGCCAGGCCAGAGGCCAAGGCCAGGCCAGGAGCCAGGCCAGGCCAGGGCCAGAGCCAGGCCAGGCCAGGCCAGGAGCCAGGCCAGGCCCAGGCCAGGAGCCAGGCCAGGCCAGGCCAGGAGCCAGGCCAGGCCAGCAGCCAGGAGCCAAGGCCAGGGCCAGAGGCCAGGCCAGGGCCAGGAGCCAGGCCAGGCCAGGCCAGGCCAGGCCAGGCCAGGGCCAGGCCAGGCCAGGCCAGGCCAGGCCAGGCCAGAGCCAGGCCAGGAGCCAGGCCAGGCCAGGGCCAGGCCAGGCCAGGGCCAGGAGCCAGGCCAGGUUCUCAGGCCAGGCCAGGCCAGGCCAGGGCCAGGCCAGGAGCCAGGCCAGGCCAGGGCCAGGCCAGGCCAGGCCAGGCCAGAGCCAGGCCAGGCCAGAGCCAGGGCCAGGAGCCAGGCCAGAGCCAGGCCAGGCCAGGCCAGGCCAGGGCCCAGGCCAGCCUGGGCCAGGACCAGGCCAGACCCAGAGCCAGGCCAGGCCAGAACUCAGGCCAGGAGCCAGGCCAGAGGCCAGGCCAGAGCCAGCAGAUCAGGCCAGAGCCAGGCCAGGCCAGGCCAGGCCAGGCCAGGCCAGGCCAGGCUCAGGCCAGGCCAGGCCAGGCCAGGCCAGGGCCCAGGCCAGGCCCAGAGCAGAGCCAGGCCAGGAGCCAGGGCCAGGCCAGGGCAGGCCAGGCCAGGAGCCAGGCCAGGGCCAACCCAGAGCCAGGCCAGGAGCCAGGAGCCAGGCCAGAACCCAGGAGCCAGGCCAGGGGCCAGGCCAGGCCAGGCCAGGCCAGGCCAGAGCCAGGGGGCCAGGCCAG
This is a messenger RNA of Oncorhynchus nerka (sockeye salmon), 2388 nucleotides long. RefSeq lists its product as uncharacterized. The annotation marks the transcript as partial. NCBI's taxonomy places the organism in Eukaryota, Metazoa, Chordata, Actinopteri, Salmoniformes, Salmonidae. The record is from RefSeq and is a predicted model, not a curated record. The transcript has 2 exons.